AUGGCACAAUUACAAUUCAGAGCUGCGAUUGAGCAUGAAUCUCUGGAAUUUGUUAUCAACCACGUCUUUCUUCCCCCACAGCUCCCACAAAACACCGAGGAAUACAUCGGCGGUGGGGACAAUGCGCUCUUGCAGCUUCUGCACCAAAGCUCUGAUUCCUAUGCACGUAAUUUUAGCAAGAACUCGGUAUGGUCAGCGGUGAACAAGCUGGUUGAACAGUUUUGCAUAUUUGAAAAUAACACUUCUGUAUCGGCCCAUCUUUUCGCAACGGCAGUGAAGGUCUUGAAAGAUCGAGAUGCAAUCGGCAUUCACAUAAAAUCACAAAAUGCUGGGCUUAUUCUCCGCCGUAUCGAAAAUUCCCUGAUAUUCACCUCAUUCGAGGCUUCCCCCACUUCCUCAGCUGUCACCGAAGCGAUAGAAAAACUUCUUAUUUCUUAUCCAGGCCCAGCCAUUGCUGUUGCAUGGGAAACAGUCGUCGAUCCCACAUUCCUGAGUCGGCUCUCUAAGUUCGUAGAGAUGAUGAAACGUCAUCAAAUUAGUGCUGCCUCCGGAAGGGGCCAGAAAGCGGGAGAGACGUUGCAGGAGGAACGAGAGAGCACACACCCGAUGUUUGUCUCUGAGCUGCUGACGGGAAUACUUCGGGGAGUUGGACAGGAAGUGGAUGUGGAAAGGUUCAUGAAACGAAUUGGCGAUGAGGUUUUGUGGGACAACGCGACAAUAUUACCAUGGAGAAGAAGUUCAUUGUGGCUUGUUGUGAGGGUUGCACUUUGGGUGGUGCUUGGGCAAGAUGAUUACAAAUUUUUUAUGAUCUUCUUUAUGGCACAGGUUCUGGUCCUCUCUACACAAAGAGGAGUCAAAGCGGAUCGGUUAUUUGUCAUGAAUGCCAAGUUGGCGAGAGGGGUGUAUAAACUGCGGGAUCAGCAGAUACCUGAUCUUAUUCUAAUCGAUGCCGAGAGGGCCGUGGAAAACACUUACAAGCAACUAAAUGAUGAAUGGCUUCAGACUCAUUGCUCCAUUAGGCAAGAUUUAUGGGGUUCAUGGUGGACAGACUUUUCCUCCGGCACAAGCUUCAUGAAGGAUACGGUCAUCACGAUGCGCAAUAGCAGGGAAUAUGUUAAAGGACUUAGACAUAUUAAUUGCAGCAGACCUGAGAGAGAGGCUUUUACCCCCAGAGAAGUAAGACGGAUUGACAUGAUGGAUGUAUAG
Morchella importuna is the source of this 1206-nucleotide messenger RNA. RefSeq lists its product as uncharacterized. The record is from RefSeq and is a predicted model, not a curated record. The transcript is spliced from 3 exons. The coding region runs from base 1 to 1206 and encodes 401 amino acids. NCBI's taxonomy places the organism in Eukaryota, Fungi, Ascomycota, Pezizomycetes, Pezizales, Morchellaceae.